Alternaria conjuncta is the source of this 1017-nucleotide messenger RNA. RefSeq lists its product as uncharacterized. Bases 1 to 1017 code for a protein of 338 amino acids. NCBI's taxonomy places the organism in Eukaryota, Fungi, Ascomycota, Dothideomycetes, Pleosporales, Pleosporaceae. Gene Ontology annotation, molecular function: ferrous iron binding; oxidoreductase activity, acting on single donors with incorporation of molecular oxygen; zinc ion binding. The record is from RefSeq and is a predicted model, not a curated record. The transcript is spliced from 3 exons.
AUGCCACCGACGCCCACGACUCUCCCUACAGCUGCCAGGAACAUGAGAUUCACGCGCACCUCCUCAUUCUUCGCAACCAUCUUCGGCCUCCAACGAACCACAUCCGCGGAUCUCUCAUCCAGCAACACAACUUUCAACCCCCUCCAAGGAAUCCAGCAAUUCCCAAUAUCCUCCUACAGCACCAACAUGACGCGUCUCGCACCCGUCAUCUCGCUCUCGCACGGCGGCGGCCCCAUGCCCUUACUCGGCGACCCCUCGCACGCCGCCAUCACCAAGUCGCUCAAGACAAAGGUACCCAAGAUACUCAAACUGGGGACGCCUGAAGCGCCGAAAGCGAUUGUGCUGGUAACGGCACAUUGGAGCACGAGCAAAGUGACCGUAUCCAGCGGCUCGAAACACGAACUCCUCUACGAUUACUACGGCUUUCCACCAGAAUCUUACGAGAUAAAGCAUGACGCGCCAGGCAGUCCUGAAGUCGCAGAGCAGGUAGCACAAGCCCUCAAAGACGCUGGUAUCGAGUGUGAGAAAGACGACAAAAGACCAUGGGACCACGGCGUCUUCGUCCCCAUGAAACUCAUCGACCCCACCGCCCACGUACCCAUAAUCCAACUCUCGGUCCUCUCCUCCGAGUCCCCAACCCAAUCCUACGCCAUCGGCCGCGCCCUCUCCUCGCUCCGCACCCAAAACAUCGCCAUCAUCGGCAGCGGCUUCGCUACAUUCCACAAUCUGCGUCUCAUGUUCGAUGGCACGUCACGGAACCCAGAGUUCAAGGCGCUGAACAAGGAGUGGAGUGGUGCUGUUACGGACGCGGCUAUGACGGAGAGCGAGCAGGAGAGGGAACGCAAGUUUGAGCAUUGGAGAAGUUGGCCGGGGGCUUAUACUAUGCAUCCGCGGGGUGGGGCGGAGCACUUUUUGCCGUUGAUUGUUGCUGCGGGAGCGGCUGCGGGGAGCAAGGGGAGGAGUUAUGCGGAUGAUUUUAUGGGGACGGAUAUGUGGAGUUAUUAUUGGGAUGAGUGA